Camponotus floridanus (Florida carpenter ant) is the source of this 2435-nucleotide messenger RNA. RefSeq lists its product as uncharacterized. NCBI's taxonomy places the organism in Eukaryota, Metazoa, Arthropoda, Insecta, Hymenoptera, Formicidae. Bases 265 to 2340 code for a protein of 691 amino acids. The transcript has 8 exons. The record is from RefSeq and is a predicted model, not a curated record.
AAAGGGAAAGAAGGGGCAUGCGUGGGCGUCGUAAACAUGUGCGGUUACAUGAAUGAGUUCUCUGAUGAUUAGAAAUAAUGGAAUCAUGAAAAAAUUAUACUCUGAAUUUUAAUGAUUUUUUUUCUAUUUGAGAUCGAAAACUUUUACGAUUAAUAAAUCUGUAUUUUUUCUUCUUGACGUCGUAUCAUGUUUCGCAAGACACCUUGCGAUGUGACAUGCAUAUUACUCGGACUAUUAUACGUGAUAUAUUUAUAUUAAAUAAUAAUGAUGGAAGCAAAUAACAUGGAUGAGGAAGAUGAAAAUGUUGUGAUACAAGGUAGUGCUCUUCAUGAACAUCUGUCAAAAUUGGGUUAUACAGAUUUUGAAACUGUAUCUGUACCAAAGACAACAUUUUUGGAAGAGAAGCAAUAUUUAAAUAUUAAUAUUAGAAGUAUCAUACAGAAGAUUUAUAAACAAUUAUUUUCUUUUUAUUCCUGGAUAACACAGGAAAAGAGUAUUUCUGAAAAGCAAUUGAGUGCAAUUUUGAAUGCAGAAGCUUUAUUGAAUGAUCAUUUUUUUGUGAUUAACAAUUUUGUAAGCAAGUGCAAUGACAAUUCUAAAAAAACAAGGCUACAGGAAUUAACUGUAACUGGAAUAGUAUUAAUUUCUUCAACAUAUAUUUCAUUAUGUAAAUAUAAGAUGUUACCAACACUAUUUGCAUCAUCUAUAAUCUGUUGUGCUGGUUACAUAAAAUAUACGCGUUUUUAUGCAAAUAGGGAUUUAAAAAAUGUUAUAUCAUUACAAAAUGAACUGCUUGCCAUGUGUAAAGAAAGUCUUAAAAUUUUACGACAUAAUUGUAAAAUAAAAUUGAAUUUUGAAACAUGUUUCCAGCAAUUCUCUCAUUUCAUGGGAAAGAAAUUGCAAUAUUUGCAACCUUUAACAGAGACUUUAAUCGAAUUUAUGGGAAAUAUUUCGUACUUAUAUUACGAAUGUUCUCUAUCAAUUGCAAACCUAUUGCCGCCAGAUGUAUGUAAUGAAGAAUUGUUUACAAAAUUCGAAUGUAAUUCAUUUGAAAUAUCUAGCGAAAUCAAUUAUGAAGCAUUAAAGAAAUUAUAUCACACCUAUCUUUUGGUACAAUCAGAAAUGUUAUAUUUAUUAGCUAUUGCAUAUGACAGCAAUACUUGGAUACAUCAGUGUCAAAUGAUUCCUGAAACAAAAUUAGCUCGUAUAAUUCACAUUUUAAUUAAGAAAUUGACAGUACAUAAAAUCAAAUUGUCGAAGAUUAUUAAUGUUUAUCAUAGUUGUGAAAUGGAACCAGUCCGACAUAAGGCACAAAGGGCCAAAUGGCAAGAUCCGAGUGUUCAAUUGGAUUUAGCAUCAUAUAAGUUACAGUUAGCCUAUAAUCAAGUAUUUUCAAUAUUUAAAGACAUUGAUGAUUGCAUUAGUCAGGAAACUGGCAUUGAUAAUAAAACAACUGAGAUAUUGAUGCAGAGAUUGAAUAGAGCAUUUAAAGAGAUUGAUAUAGCUAAAAGUCUGACAGAAUUUGUUGUUUUAUUAAUGGCGAAGUCGGGAUUCCGUAAAUUGAAGAAUGAUCCGUCUGUAAUUAACGAUAUCACGAUAGAUCAGAAUCCCAAUUUGCCUAUAAUAAUCGAUUCAGAUCCAGAGAUUCUUGAUGAAGUAUUUGAGGAAUAUAUAAAAGAUGAUUAUCUAGAAUCUUUGCAUGAAGAAACAGAUAAGUAUUCAUUGGAACAGCAAAAAUUAGAUAAACUUUUGGUAAAGAAUUUUAUGAGUGAAUUGAAAGAAGCUCUAGUUGAUAAACAUAAAUCUAUGUCUGAACGAGAAUCGAAAGCCUUAGAACGUAUAUACAAAAAUAUAUCAAAAGACUCUGUAUCAAAUACUGAAGACAACAAGAAUCGUCAAUUUAUACCUAUUCCACCACCAAUGCCUGCUUAUUACAUAUGGUCAAGUCCAUCAAGUAACAUUAAUUCGAAAUAUAAAAAAAUAAUUCCUUCCACUUGCAAGAUUAAAAAUAAUGAUUUAUCUAGUCAAGAAAAGAUUGACGAUUCUGAUGAAGAGAACGAUUCUAUGAGAAUGCUAAAAUAUAAAAACAUAUCAAAUAUGUCAUCUGCAGAAGUCUGUAAAAGAGAAAACGAGGAAUUUUUUACAUUUUUACCACAAGUUUUACUUGAAACACAAGCUACACAAUUUGUUACAAAAUUACCACCUGCUUUUCUCCAGGAGGAAACAUUUGUAGGAAGUGGUGAAAAUUCCGAAGAUGAAAUCGUAAAUAAUUCAAGUGAUAACAUAAAUGAUAAUGAAGAUAAUGAAAAUUUUAAUAAUACAAUACAUGGGCUGAAAUAAUAUAAAUAAAUAUAUAAUAUAUAUAAUUUAAAUAAAGCAAUAAGUGUGAUAGCAACUGAAUAGUUCUGGACAUCGUUUUGUAUCUUACACAUUAU